AAUUGCACUCAACGACACACAUGAUAACCGACAAACUUCUAUAAAUAACAAAUCACCAUAAGUUUUUACAUCAAUAUAUAAUGAACUUUUGUCAACCUCAUAUAUGUUAAUCGUAAAUAAAUUUUGUUAUAGCUCGUAAAUAAUUUUAUUUUUGUUGUUACGUUAAAAAAUAGAAAAUGCCUGCAGACAGAUAAAGUAAAGCUCGAAAUUGUCUUUACGACAGCGCCAAGAAGAAAAAUGGAGAAACGCCUCCGUAUUAUUCCUCCGCCAAUCACUUCCCAACACUUCGUUUCUGACGAUUCCCGCCGCCGCCUUGUUACCUCCGAAAUUCCCAACGGAGAUCACUAUUUCCUUCCAUUUCAACAUGAUCAAUCCUCCCUAUUCUACCCUCCUAUUUUCUUUUCAACUUCCCCUCUCUUACAUUUUCGCUUCCGAUUCUUACAGGUAAGUUCUGGAUAUGGAAAGAAUGGGUGAGAUAGAUACGAAACCUAUUGAUUCUGUUCAAGCCGGGAUUUCUCUGUUUGGUGCAAUAGGCGAUCAGAAUAAACACAAGAUUACAGCCAAUAACGGGUAUGAGAAGGAAAGAGAGGUUCAAGAGUUGGUGAAGGAUUUGGCUAAUUCCAAGGUUCAACUUGAAGCGAAGGAUUCAGCUCACAUGCAGGCUCUUCUCAAGCUGGAACAACAACAGAAAGUCAUCAAUAAACUUUCUGAGUUGCUGAAAAUUGCGGAGAAUAGUAGAGAUAAAUAUGACUUUGAAUGCAGCGAAGCUAGAGUCCUGCUCGAUGAACUUGAACUAAAACAGAAUGAAACGACUGAUCAAUCCUUGGCAACUGAAAAUUUUCAAGAGGAGCUUUGUAUUGCUAAGAGUGAGUUGAAGAUCAGACAAGAGGAGCUUCCUGGCAUUGAAACAGAACUUUCAGCCCGGGGAGAGUCGGAGGUUGAGGAUAUUACAAAAAUAAAGUUCCCGGAAAAUAAGGAAAAUGAUUGCCUCUCAGAAAAAGAAAGAACUGUAGAUCUCAUAAGACACAUCUCAGAAUUGAAUGAUGCAAUUCGUUUGUCAAAAUUUGCUGCUUGUGAAGCAGAGAAGGAGAUGUCUGCUGCAUUAUUGGCAAAAGAUGCCGAGCUAGAGCUGGCUAAAGAAACAGUUGUUGUGUUGCAAAAGCAAUUAGAAGAGACGAGCAAGCAAGCAGAAUUGGACAUGGGGCAUAAUCAACUGAAAGAAAUAAACUUCGAAAAUGAAGAAACUGAAAAGUUCAAGAACGAGAUGGAAACACUUAAAAACCAGUUGGAGAAGAUGGAACUUGAAAUGAAUGAGAUGAGAGAAAGAGAAACUAAUGCUGAGGUUGAAAUUGCAUUGCUGAAAUCUGAGCUUCAUAAAGGAAGGUCAAAAAUUGCAGCAUUAGAGGCAAAUGAAGCCAAAGCUGAGAGUUCAAAAUCCAGCCUUCGUCCACUUUAUGAGAGAAACUCUUCAAGCAUGGAAGAAGAUUUGAACCUUGAAGUCAACGAAAGAAGGAAUGAGAGUGCCACCAUAACAGUUACUUCGAAGGAUUACCAGUCGUCAAUUGAGAAUAUUGACCAAACCUCUAAACUCUCACCAGACAAAACUUCUCAUCAUAAUAUCAAUUGUGAGUGCACAGAUGAAUUAGAAAAGUUGAAGAAGGACCUAGAAGCAGCAACCAUAAGAAUUGGGGAGUUCCGGUCACGUGCAGAACAGGCUGCCACUAGAGCUGAGAUGGCUGAGAAAGCAAAAGAAGCCAUUGAAGACCAGCUAAGAAAAUGGAGAGAGCAUAAACACAAAAAAAAGGCUGCUCUUGCUGCCAUGAAGGAAGUAUCUGCAUCAGCACCACCAAAGUUCAAUUCUUCAUUGUAUGGAGACACCAACACAGUCUAUCAGCCUUUAGGUAAGGUUCUCAACUUAAAAUUUUAGUUUCUAAAACUUAUACAACCAAAAUAGAUAUAUGGAAAAAGCUUAUACUAUUAUUCUCCGAUACACCUUCCAAAAGGAAUACCCUAUAGGAUUUAUGUGAUAAAAGUAAAACUUCAAUCAUCAAACCCCAUCCACAUGGGCCUGAAUGUGGAUAAUGGGCUAGAACAAUUUAGGCCCAUUGGCUAAAAUGAUAAAAUGACAAACAUGUUCAUGUUAAAUAAAGGCUAGCUUGAUUAGAGAAUUUGCUUUCUAGGAAAGGUCCCACUCUCAAUCACCCAAAAGACUUUUAAUAGUGCUGGGCAUCUAUCACUUUGCUUUAUGGGUUUGAAUCUUGAGACCUUCAUGGCUUUACAAUUCAACAUAACUAUUUAUAUUUUGACAAAGUUGUGUUCCCUUUACCAAUUCCCCAUUCUAUCUCAACAAAGUAAGCUAUCUACUUUUUGUUGUUAUCUAGAGAAUGAAGAAAACUUUCCACCUUAUUGAAAUUGCUUUAGUUUUGGUUCCAAUGUAAAUGUACCUCCUCUUUCAUGGAAUAACAAAGUAAAAAAAAAAAAAAAAUUCGAAAACAA
Molecule: messenger RNA, 2496 nt
Organism: Cucumis sativus (cucumber)
Lineage: Eukaryota; Viridiplantae; Streptophyta; Magnoliopsida; Cucurbitales; Cucurbitaceae
Product: protein WEAK CHLOROPLAST MOVEMENT UNDER BLUE LIGHT-like 1
Exons: 3
Coding region: 458-1927 (489 amino acids)
Source: RefSeq, a predicted model, not a curated record